AUGAUUCAGCCAUGGUUCGAGUCGUUACCCGCUGUUUUGAUUUUUUCUCUGGGUCGUUAUUUCUUCAACGGAACGAAAGGAGAAACAGAAAAACUCAACAUGCGCUUUCAUUUCCCUCGUACCAUCUUUAUGGAUCGCUAUAUGGCGAGUAACUACGAUAUUGUGUCUCGUCUUCGCGAGGAAAGAAACCGACUACGCAAUGAGUUGUCUGACGUUCGUGCUGCUCUGAAAGGGAUGAACGAAUUUCCUAUUGGUGAUCAUACGGACAGGAUCGUAAAUAUUCUGAAGGCUACACUACGAUUUGUGGAGGGAGAGAAAUCUGACAGGUAAGC
This is a messenger RNA of Cylicostephanus goldi, 332 nucleotides long. NCBI's taxonomy places the organism in Eukaryota, Metazoa, Nematoda, Chromadorea, Rhabditida, Strongylidae. The record is from the annotation of a GenBank genome assembly.